Durotheca rogersii is the source of this 987-nucleotide messenger RNA. Its product is annotated as enoyl-hydratase. Gene Ontology annotation, cellular component: mitochondrion. Gene Ontology annotation, molecular function: enoyl-CoA hydratase activity. NCBI's taxonomy places the organism in Eukaryota, Fungi, Ascomycota, Sordariomycetes, Xylariales, Xylariaceae. The transcript has a single exon. The record is from RefSeq and is a predicted model, not a curated record. Gene Ontology annotation, biological process: fatty acid beta-oxidation. The coding region runs from base 1 to 987 and encodes 328 amino acids.
AUGGCCCGCGUCGAUAUCGCCGCUCCUGCUACUACUACCACCACGACUGCUACUGCUCAGAGCGAUGACGCCCUCCCGCCGUGGAUCAAGACGCGGCCGCCAGCCGUGCCGCACACGCUCGUGUCGUUCCCCGAGGAGCACGUGCUGCUGGUGACGCUGAACCGGCCGGCGCAGCUCAACGCGAUCCAUCGGGCGCAGCACUUCGCGCUCGGGCGGCUGUGGGCCUGGUACGACGCGGAGCCGGCGCUGCGCUGCGCGGUGCUGGCGGGCGCGGGGCGGGCCUUCUGCGCGGGGGCCGACCUGCGCGAGUGGGACCAGCGCCACCACGGCGACGCGUCCUCCUCCUCCGCUUCCUCCGCCCCUGCCGGAGGGCAAGAGGAGGAGGAGGAGGAGGGGCCGGCGGGGCUCCCGCGCGGCGGGUUCGGCGGGCUGAGCAACCGCGCCGGCCGCAAGCCCGUAAUCGCGGCCGUGCACGGCGCCUGCCUCGGCGGCGGCAUGGAGAUGGCGAUCAACUGCGACCUGGUGGUGGCGGGGGCGCGCGGCGCGCGGUUCGGGCUGCCGGAGGUCGGCGUCGGCGUCGUGGCGGUGGCGGGGGGGCUGCCGCGGCUCGCGCAGAGCGUCGGGCGCCAGCGCGCGGCGGAGAUGGCGCUCGCGGGGCGCACGACGUACUCGGCGCAGCGGAUGCUGGAGUGGGGGCUCGUGAACGAGGUGGUGGCGGAGGAGGAGGGAGGAGUAGGGGGCGAGAACGCACCGGUGCUGCGCGCCGCCCUCGCCUGGGCCCGCCGGAUCGCGGCGAACAGCCCCGACGCCGUCCUCGUCAGCCGCGAGGGCCUGAAGCUCGCCUGGGACGGGGCCGGCCCCGAGGCCGCGACCGAGACGCUGAUGCGCGGCUGGUACGCGCGGAUCGACGGCGGCGAGAACAUGGUCGAGGGCGUGCGGAGCUUCGUCGAGAGGCGGAAGCCGGUCUGGAAGAAUAGUAAGCUGUGA